CAAGUAUUAUAACUCCAUUUCUCUCUAAAAAUCAGCUCAUUUCCAUUUCAUGCAAUUCCAUAGUGUCUAGUAGGCAACACUAUAAGUAGAAAGAAUCCCAUUUUGUUUUGUUAAUUGGUAUACUAUUCAAGUUCAAGGCAAGAAUCCAAGAAAUACUUGUACAUUUGGAGUGCAAAACAAACCUUCAUCCUUUGCCUUUCUUCUGCUGUGUCUGCUUUUUCCAAGGGGGAAGCAAUGCAUUGGUUUAUGUUAUAACAAUAGCUACUUUUGGUCAAUAAAGGUUUGCCUUUAUGGGCUGCUUGUGCUUUUCAUGGAAGGUGUAGAGGACAGGGAACCACCUUCAAAGCGGCUGAGAUUAUCUUGUGCUGGUUCAAGCAACCUUUCAAGAAGCUCAAGAUCUGGAGAAACUGUAGCGGCUGGCUCUUCGGAGGAUUUGAUGGCCGAACCUAUACAAUACCAAGGUGCAGAAAGGAUGGUUGGUCCAAGAGGUUUAGCAAAAAAGAUAGAGUUUAUUCGACUUAUAGCUGGUGCAUUGUAUGAAUUUGGUUAUAAAAAUAGUGUUGCACACCUUGUGGAUGAAUCUGGUAUAAAGUUGCAAUCUGUGCCGGUCAAUUUGCUUACAGAACACGUUAAUCAUGGGAGGUGGGAUGAAAGUGUCUCGGCAUUGCAAAACAUUGGUAUAAAGGAUGAAUCUAAAAUUAAAUCAGCCAAGCUUUUGAUCUUGGAGCAGAAGUUUUUUGAACUUUUAGAUGAUGAAAAAAUGAUGGACGCGUUGAACACAUUGAAGACUGAAAUUGUACCUUUAGGUAUUAAUACAAGUAUAGUAAUUGACCUUACUUCUUGUAUUCUUUUUUACAAGAAGGACCCCCUAAAAGCUUCAGCGCAUUCAGAAGUUCUUGAUGAACUGCAGAAACUGCUUUGUCCAGCAAUGAUCGUACCUACGAGAAGACUGGAAUAUCUUGUGGAGCAGGCCUUGGUUUCGCAAUGUAGAGCCUGCAUAUUUCACAACUUGUCAUACAGGGAGAUUUCGUUGUAUUCCGACCAUCACUGUGGAAGAGAUUAUAUUCCUAGUCGUACUUUGCAGAUUUUAGAAAAGCACGAAGAUGAAGUGUGGUUCUUGCAAUUUUCGCAUAAAGGGAAAUAUAUAGCAUCAGCAUCUAGUGAUCACUCAGCUAUAAUAUGGGAGGUCGGUGUCAAUGGAGAUUUUGCUUUAAAGCAUCGAUUAUUUGGCCACCAAAGACCAGUUUCUCUUGUUUCAUGGAGACGAGACGAUCAGCAGCUUCUGACCUGUGGAACAGAGGAGAAUGUACGUCUGUGGAAUGUUGUAUUUGGUGAAUGUCUUCAAAUAUAUGAGAAGGAUGGUAUUAAUGCCAUCUCUUGUGCAUGGUCUCCUGAUGGGGAGUCUGUUUUUACUGGCUUUUCGGAUAAAAGCAUAUGCAUGUGGGAUCUCACUGGGAACGAGCUAAACUGUUGGGAAGGACACCUAACACUCAAAAUUUCCGAUCUUCAGUUGACGUGUGACGGAAAGAAAAUCAUAAGCAGGGGCAUAGAAACCGCGAUUUUGUUGCUAAAUAUAGAAUCACAAGAAGAGAAGUGGAUUGUGGAGGACCAAUCAAUAACUUCAUUCUCGAUCUCGGAUGAUGAAAAAUUUUUGUUGGUUGAUCUUCUAAAUGGAGAAAUUGAUCUCUUCGCCAUUGAUGGUGAUGAUAUUAAGUUCAUUUCCAAGUACAGAGGCCAUAAACGGUCGAGAUUUAUUGUUAGAUCUUGCUUUGGUGGCUUUGAACAGUCGUUCAUAGCCAGUGGGAGCGAGGACUCACAGGUUUAUAUCUGGCAUCGAAGUUCAGGGGAUCUCGUUCAGGUAUUGCCUGGUCACUCUGGAACUGUCAAUUGUGUGAGCUGGAAUCCCGUAAAUCACCACAUGCUAGCAACAGCUAGUGAUGAUCGUACAAUACGGAUAUGGGGUUUGAACAGCGCGAAUAUUAGGUGAAGGGUUUAUCGGAGCAAUGAAACUGCGAAAAUACAAGCAUUUUGCACAUAAAGCCAUUGGAAAAACAAGGCGUCCGCCGUCAUACUUUUCUCAGGACUAAACCGUUUAUAAUGGCAUUUGUAUUGCUAGGGUUCCUUUUAGAUGCUGAAAUUUCUUUACUUACCUAAUUCUGAUCACAUUUUUUUAGUGAAACACAUGGAGAAGAUAUUGAUGUCCACAUGUUUCCAAUGUAUAGUCCUUAUGUUGAAACAUGAAAAACAACAUUUUAUUACUCAAAUGUCAUUAAGUGAUUCUUACUUGGGUGAUGUUUGAUUGUCGGAUAUACACAGUUUACUCUUCAUUAAUUUAGAGGUUGUUUCUGAUUGCUUUUGA
Amaranthus tricolor (Joseph's coat) is the source of this 2359-nucleotide messenger RNA. Its product is annotated as WD repeat-containing protein 26 homolog. NCBI's taxonomy places the organism in Eukaryota, Viridiplantae, Streptophyta, Magnoliopsida, Caryophyllales, Amaranthaceae. Bases 311 to 1987 code for a protein of 558 amino acids. The record is from RefSeq and is a predicted model, not a curated record. Gene Ontology annotation, molecular function: protein binding. The transcript has 4 exons.